GGCCUGACAUCUCCACAGCGAUCGGGCACCACGAAAAGUCAUCACAUGACAGCACGUGAACUACAGUGAAAAUUUUUCGUCUACUAUUUAGUUGUCGAGUUUCGUCUCAGCUGACGGUCUUAUUGGGAAUUUUAGUGUUCCUCGGCUCGAUUGGUAUUUUCUCAAGACAUUUUCAGACUCGCUGCUUCGCUGAGGUGGUUUUUCACGGAUUUUAAGGAAGGAUGUCGUACAUUAACGCGAAACAAGCCCAGCGCGAGCACGUCCUGGCCGUGUCCCGUGACUUCAUCUCGCAACCGCGACUGACCUACAAAACCGUGUCUGGUGUAAACGGACCGCUAGUCAUCUUGGAUGAAGUGAAGUUCCCCAAAUAUGCCGAGAUCGUGCAACUCCGCCUCAAUGACGGCACAAUCCGUUCUGGUCAAGUGUUGGAAGUGAGCGGCUCCAAGGCCGUGGUCCAGGUAUUCGAAGGCACCUCGGGCAUCGAUGCGAAAAACACUCUCUGCGAGUUCACCGGCGACAUUCUGCGCACCCCCGUGUCCGAGGAUAUGUUGGGUCGUGUGUUCAACGGCUCAGGAAAGCCCAUCGACAAAGGUCCACCAAUUUUGGCUGAAGAUUUCUUGGAUAUCCAGGGCCAGCCCAUCAACCCAUGGUCGCGUAUCUACCCCGAGGAAAUGAUCCAGACCGGUAUCUCCGCCAUCGACGUGAUGAACUCCAUUGCCCGUGGCCAAAAGAUUCCCAUCUUCUCGGCCGCUGGUCUGCCCCACAACGAAAUUGCCGCCCAGAUCUGUAGACAAGCCGGUCUGGUCAAGUUGCCAGGCAAAUCCGUCUUGGACGACCACGAGGACAACUUCGCCAUCGUGUUCGCAGCUAUGGGUGUCAACAUGGAAACCGCCCGUUUCUUCAAGCAAGAUUUCGAGGAGAACGGCUCCAUGGAGAACGUGUGCUUGUUCUUGAACUUGGCCAACGAUCCAACCAUCGAACGUAUCAUCACGCCCCGUCUGGCUUUGACCGCAGCCGAAUUCUUGGCCUACCAGUGCGAGAAGCACGUGCUGGUCAUCUUGACCGACAUGUCCUCGUACGCCGAAGCUUUGCGAGAAGUCUCAGCCGCCCGUGAGGAAGUGCCCGGUCGUCGUGGUUUCCCCGGUUACAUGUACACUGAUUUGGCCACCAUCUACGAACGUGCCGGUCGUGUCGAGGGCCGAAAUGGUUCCAUCACACAGAUCCCCAUUCUUACUAUGCCUAACGAUGAUAUUACCCAUCCUAUUCCUGAUUUGACCGGAUAUAUCACAGAAGGACAGAUCUACGUCGAUCGUCAGUUGCACAACAGACAGAUCUACCCACCGGUCAACGUGUUGCCUUCCCUGUCGCGUUUGAUGAAGUCUGCCAUCGGCGAGGGCAUGACCCGCAAGGACCACUCCGACGUGUCGAAUCAGCUCUACGCCUGCUAUGCCAUCGGUAAGGACGUGCAGGCCAUGAAGGCCGUCGUCGGUGAAGAGGCCCUCACACCCGACGAUCUGCUCUACUUGGAAUUCUUGUCGAAAUUCGAGAAGAACUUCAUUUCACAAGGAAACUACGAAAACCGCACCGUCUUCGAGUCGCUCGACAUUGGCUGGCAACUACUCCGUAUCUUCCCCAAGGAAAUGUUGAAGAGAAUCCCGGCGUCCAUCCUGGCCGAGUUCUACCCCCGAGACUCGCGCCACUAGAUCUGAAUGUUUUUGUUCUUCGAUUUGUUUCAUUACCCUUUAUUGUUGCUGUUAACGUGUCAACAUACAAAAUAAUGCUUGAAGGCCACUUUAGGACAAUAUUACAUGUUCGUAGAUAUAUUUACAAGGAGAAAAUACACAUUUAGCCCUAAGAUUAAAAAUUUUAAUUGUUGAAAUAGUUUUCACUACGCGAUAAGUUUUUUGUUUCGUCACUCGGUGAGUUUGUUUGGCCCGCGCGGCCGCUCUUCUGUUUGAAUUCAGUAUUCUUUCUGUAUAUUGAGAUUUUUGUCAAUAUCGUUUAAAUAUAUUUAGAGCAAUAUUCUGAAACAUCCUAUGGAGGUAUUUACAAUGCAUUCCACGUACUAACGGUUUAACAUUUGAUCGGCGAGUGUAGUUCUACUUUACUAACCAGCGCGACGCAAGCAGCGGCCCCGCCGCGCCCUUGUGUCUUCAGUCAUAAUUGUCACGGUGCAAUUGUAAAUAUUUAAACGUAAAAUAAAUUCAUUGAAUCAGAAAAGAAAGGCAACUGACACUGGUCGUGUUGAAUUUAAUGCAAGUAAAUAUAUGGACUCUACAUUAA
Hermetia illucens (black soldier fly) is the source of this 2283-nucleotide messenger RNA. RefSeq names its product V-type proton ATPase subunit B (gene Vha55). The record is from RefSeq and is a predicted model, not a curated record. Gene Ontology annotation, cellular component: proton-transporting V-type ATPase, V1 domain. The transcript is spliced from 5 exons. Gene Ontology annotation, biological process: ATP metabolic process; proton transmembrane transport. Gene Ontology annotation, molecular function: ATP binding; proton-transporting ATPase activity, rotational mechanism. NCBI's taxonomy places the organism in Eukaryota, Metazoa, Arthropoda, Insecta, Diptera, Stratiomyidae. The coding region runs from base 222 to 1703 and encodes 493 amino acids.